Papilio polytes (common Mormon) is the source of this 3449-nucleotide messenger RNA. Its product is annotated as putative ATP-dependent RNA helicase DHX30. The record is from RefSeq and is a predicted model, not a curated record. NCBI's taxonomy places the organism in Eukaryota, Metazoa, Arthropoda, Insecta, Lepidoptera, Papilionidae. Bases 202 to 3441 code for a protein of 1079 amino acids. Gene Ontology annotation, molecular function: DNA helicase activity; ATP binding; G-quadruplex RNA binding. Gene Ontology annotation, cellular component: intracellular anatomical structure; nucleus; cytoplasm. The transcript has 22 exons.
UCAAAUGCCAAAGUCAAAUGUUUUAAAAAGAUUUUUAAAUAAUUUGUAUGAAAAACUCAUUAAAACGCUGUAAUGUGGAUUAUUCCCGCAUUGUAGUAAUAGAUAACGCACAAAACUGUGUAUAAAUGCUUAAAUCUCCUUGUAUAAUUUAUUACAAACUGUGAAUUUUUAGGUUAUAAUUUAAAUAAGAAUUAAUUGACAAUGUUUUUAAGAAAAUAUUUUAUUUCUCAUGCAAUACAUAGAAGCAGAUUUUUACAAAAAAAUUGCUGUAGUCAAAUUUGUAAAAACCAAGUGGCGCAGUACAAAUCGUAUAGUAUAUUGCCUUAUGUAAAUACAACUUAUGUUGAAAGAAGAAAACUGCUGUCAUAUUCAUGUUUAUCCAAUUUGAGCAAUACAUACAGAAGAUAUUCUAAUAGUUUACUUAAUGGUGAUGCAACACAGUUAAAAGAAUCACAAAAUGACAAAGAAUUAAAAAGGAUAUCCCAACUGUUUCCACAACCGAGAGUAACACUUAAUGAAUUAAACUCCAAAACACCAGAGAAAGUGUUUGAUAUUUACUACAAACAAAGUGUGGUCGCACCAAAAGGUGUUAGGAAGAAAAUGGGCUUGAGUAAUAAUGAUUGGACAUGCACUUAUACCUUUGUUUGGCCGGAGAAGAUAAAAUUUGAAAGUGUUGCCAUAUCAAAACGACAAGCAGCAGAAAAGUCAGCGACACAAGCACUACAUUGGUUAUAUAAAAACAAACGAAUAGACAAUAAAGGCAACCCAAUAUAUGAUAAGAAAGUCAUAGAUGAUAUCAAAAGUAAUUUAAACGAACCUUUGCGUGCGGAAAUCAGUGAAAAUUCCCUUCAAAGGAUAGAUAGGAUUUGGGAGGAUUAUGAAAAAGAAAUAAAGGAUAUUUAUGAGAAAACCUUUGAAGAGGCAAGUCGCAAAUUAUUUACUCCAUUAUCAAUAACCAAAGACUCAACCAUAGAUAUUGAAGAUAAUAUACCUGAGGAAUCUCAAGAUGUUGAAAUUGACGAAUUUAAUCAUUUAUCUGAUACAAAAACACCAGUACAUCCAAUAUUCGGCAGAGUUGUCCACUCCCCUUCCGAGUCUCAGUUAGCCAAACGUGAUAGGAUAUUGAAGCAGAAGUUUGAGAAGUACGAUGAAGAAAUAACUCCUUUACCCAUCGAUCAAUUUACGAAGGAGAUAACCUCGACACUAGAAUCAUCGCGCGUGUUAGUAAUAGUGGGUGCGGCAGGGUGUGGGAAAUCUACCCGCGCCCCCGCAGCUAUAUUACGGGCAGUGGGUUGUAAUACCACAGCUAUUGUAUCGGAGCCCAGACGAGUGGCCGCUAUAGGACUGGCGCAAAGAGUUGCCGAUGAAAUGGGAGAACAGGUCGGAGAAUCUAUAGGCUAUCAAGUGCGUUUACACUCGAAGUUGCCUCGACCUUCCAGCGGCAUCAUAUUGUACUGCACAUCCGGUGUACUAUUACGACGGUUGCAGUUAAACCCUGGUCUGGAAGGUUGCUCGCACGUGUUCAUAGACGAGGCUCACGAACGUGACGUCAACACUGACGUCACACUGCUCCUUCUAAAGCGAGCACUCGAAAUCAAUCCUAACCUCAAAGUGGUAAUUAUGAGUGCAACGCUUGAUAUUGAAGUAUUUACCAAAUAUUUCGAUUCUUGUCCAAUAGUAGAAGUUCCCGGACGUACUUUCCCAGUACAAGUGUCGUAUUUGAAUGACAUUGAAGAAAAAUAUCGUAUAAAAUUACCGAUGACUCUUGAGAAUUGCGGUAAAGAAGAUGGAAAACCGCAAGUCAAUUGUCAAGAGGUAGUUAAUGUUAUCAAAUCAGUAGAUAAAUCAGAACAAGAAGGUGCAAUACUAGUUUUCCUCCCGGGUUGGGCUGAGAUCAAACAAGUAAAGAAGUUGCUGGACCAAAUAUAUGCGAACUCCACACAUAUGGUAUUACCAGUACAUUCUAGGUUAUCAACAACAGAACAGAGUAGAAUGUUCGAGAAGCCGGCGCCGGGGAUAAGGAAGAUAGUGCUCGCGACCAACAUCGCGGAGACUUCAGUCACGAUACCCGAUGUCGUCUACGUCGUUGACACUGGAACUCAUAAAGAAAAUAGAAUUAAAGAGGGUACUGGUACUGCAAGCUUAGAGACCGUGUGGGUAUCUCAAGCGGGCGCUAAACAGAGAACUGGACGCGCGGGAAGGGUACAACCAGGUCAUUGUUUUAGGCUGUAUACGAAAGAGAGAGAAGAAAGUUUUGCAUCGCACUCCACUCCUGAGAUAUUGAGAAUACCUUUAGAACAAACAGUAUUAAAUUGUAAAACAUACGCUCCGUUGGAGAAAGUUGGAACAUUUCUAUCUCUUUUACCGGAGCCGCCAACUGACAGAGCAAUACAACUUGCUGUUCAUGAUCUUAUAGAUUUAGGAGCUUUAUCGAAAUCGGAGAAAUUAACUCGUUUAGGUAUACUAGUGUCUAAUAUGACGUUACACCCCCGUCUGGGAUGCAGUCUACUUCAUUCCGCGGUUUUAGGAAACGUGGUUGCAACAGCUAAUGUAGUCAGCCAUUGUUCUAAUAAUGUGGAAUUGUUUAUUAACGCACCUGAUAGGAGAGAGGAGAUACGUGCAUUUAAAAGUACAUAUAAUUGUAAAUCUGAUCACUGCGCGUUGCAUCGAAUACAGCAGAACUACGAGAACGUACAAGAAGAAGGCGACCUUCAAAUCUGGACUGACAGACAUGGGUUAAGAAAGGAUAGACUUCAUUAUGUUCAAUCGAUAUCCAACCUCCAUUUACAGCAGUUAUUGCAAUCCAGUAUGAUAGAACUGCACCCUGACGUGUCAGAACUGACGCGUUUCUCCGACAUAGAUGACUUGUCAGCGGCGACAUUACUGUCAGGUGUUAACUCACUGCUGGUGACAAGGAGACAUGUCCGCACUAAGGGCAAACUGAAGACCGCUGUUGAAUUAUUUACAAGUUCAGGUGACAGAGCGCAUAUUAGCAGCGAAAGUGUUAAUUAUGGUAUUACAAAGAAUAAUCCCACCACACAACUGCUUGCGUACUUUGGUGGUCACCACUCCAGUGAACGACGAGCUCUGGUAGUUUACAAAACGACGGUGGUAUCACCAAUUACUGCAUUACUGUUCUGCAACGGAGAUAUACAAAUGGCCCAGAAAUCUGUUGAUGAAGAUAUGGCAAUAUUGAGUCUGCCGAGACAUAGACUACGUAUACACGUGCCUACUAAUCAAGCUGAGAGCAUAAUAAAAGCGCGAGAAAUGCUUUGGAAGACAUUCAAAUAUUACAUCGAAAGAGAUUUAAAAUCAAUACCUUACGAUCAGUUUACGAUAAUUUCUAGAUUCAAGACUAGAUUAGUGAAGGCGAUCGCAAGAAUAUUAGUCGAAGCAGAUAAUGAUAAUGAAAAGAAUAUAAAUAAUGAUGAUUAUAAAUAAAUAAAUUA